Molecule: messenger RNA, 2441 nt
Organism: Rhinichthys klamathensis goyatoka
Lineage: Eukaryota; Metazoa; Chordata; Actinopteri; Cypriniformes; Leuciscidae
Gene: tcea3
Product: transcription elongation factor A (SII), 3
Exons: 14
Coding region: 163-1401 (412 amino acids)
Biological process (GO): transcription elongation by RNA polymerase II; DNA-templated transcription
Cellular component (GO): nucleus
Molecular function (GO): zinc ion binding; nucleic acid binding
Source: RefSeq, a predicted model, not a curated record
ACUGUCCCGAAGGCCCCGCCCCCCCGACUCAACUGACCGUGCAGGAGCAACUUAUGCGUGGGAACAAAACUUCGUACAUUUCGCUGAAUUAAUAAGAUUUAUAUGACAUAACGUAUUAUAAACACAUCUCAUUUUCACUUACAGCGUAUUAAUGCGCACACAAUGUCACGAGAGGAGGACCUGUUGCGGAUUGCUAAAAAACUAGACAAGAUGGUGUCUAGAAAUAACAUGGAUGGAGCUCUAGAUCUUCUGAGAGAAUUGAAAAAUUUCAACAUGACACUGAAGCUUCUUCAGGAUACAAGAAUCGGCAUGUCUGUGAACGGAAUAAGGAAACAUUGCACAGAUGAGGAUGUUGUCAACUUGGCAAAGAUUCUUAUCAAAAACUGGAAGAAGCUUUUAGAAUCAGCUGACAAAAAUCAAAAGUCUGAGAGGACAAAUGAGGUGAAGAAUGGCGAUCAUCCAAGCAAGGCAUCAGGGUCACCCAACAGGACUUCUCCUGAGAGAGAGUCCAGGAAAGAUGCUCCCGUUGAUUUUUUCCCUCCUGCUUCAAUCAUUUCUCACCCUCCUCUAAGACGCUCAUCAGUAGAUGUAAAGAAAGAGAGAAAGGACUCCACAGAUUCCAAAAAGCUCCCUCCUAGAAAGCCGAGCAUGGAAGGACGGAGAGACAGUAAGGACUCUACCGACUCCAAGUCAAGCCAUCACCUUUUGAAACGACAAUUGAGUGAAACUAAAUUGGAGAGGAGAGAUUCUACUAACUCAAGGUCUGGCAACUCACCCCAGGCCAAGAAAUCUAGUGAAAGCAAGAGUAAACCAGAGACCCCCAAAACACCCACAACACCCACAAGCCCCCUCUCUCCGUCGCUUAGCUCCAGUGUGGGUCCGUUAUCUCCUCGUCUGCAAACCGGGGAUUCCAUCAGGGACAAAUGCAUUGAAAUGCUGACCGCCGCACUACGUACAGAUGAUGACUACAAAGACUAUGGGACAAACUGUGAGGGCAUGGCAGCUGAAAUCGAGGAUUAUAUCUACCAGGAGAUAAGAGCCACAGACAUGAAAUACAAGAACAGAGUCCGCAGCCGCAUAAGUAACCUGAAGGAUCCCAAAAAUCCCAAUCUCCGUAAAAAUGUCUUAGCUGGAGCCAUCGAGUUGAGCCGCAUGGCCACCAUGACUGCUGAGGAAAUGGCUAGUGAUGAACUGAAACAGUUGAGGAACGUGUUGACCCAGGAGGCCAUCCGAGAACAUCAGAUGGCAAAGACUGGAGGAACCUCAACUGACAUGCUGCAGUGUGGCAAGUGCAGGAAGAAAAACUGCACCUACAACCAGGUGCAAACUCGGAGUGCUGAUGAACCAAUGACCACCUUUGUGCUGUGCAAUGAAUGUGGUAAUCGCUGGAAGUUCUGCUAACUUGAAACCAGGAGUCCAACAACAUUGACCAUGUAGCAGUGGCGAGGCCAGAAAUUUAAAAGUGAGCGGACCUUGGUGAAAUAGGGUGGACCAAUCCCUACUCUCAAUUUAAAAAAUAGUUUGACAAUCAAGUUUAGUUAAAUGUGAUAUAUUUUCAGCCAACAGUUUCAUGAAAACAACAAAAUCAUAACAUAAAUAAAAUAUCCAGUGGAACAGGAUAGGAACAGUAAACGGAGAUAAAUAAUCAUAGACAGAGUGUGUGUAAGGCUGAGCAAGGCUUACCCUUCCCCUGGCCGAGGGAAUUUUCUCACUCAAACCACUGACUUCUGCUGCUUCUCAUUGCUUUUAGAGGGAAAAGCUGCCAAUAACUGCUGGUCUACGAUCGGUUUUCUCUGUAAUAAUAGCAUAUUGGUGAUUUGGCAAACGAUACAGUGCGUAUCUGUGUUUGUGCUCUGGAGAGUGUCAAAGGUCUCUAUUUACAAUGUUUUUUUUUACAUCAUUGAGUAAUGCAACCAAUCACAGACAUAUCUGUUGAUUUCUUGAACGCAAUGGCCAAUCAGAGGUGUUUAAAUUAGAGUCCACUAACCCUGGCCCUUAUGUAGCCUCGCCACUGUCAUGUAGGAUUCCUCAUCUUUUUUUAAUUUGGAAGAGAAAGUAAUAUAAUGGGUUAUUCUACCAGCAAAUGGUCCUGAAUUUAUAAUAUGUAAAUUAAUUCUUUAACUUUUACAGAAGCACACAGAGCAAAGAGUGUGUUCUGUAUGUUCAUAAUUAAAGUGAACAUUAAUGACUUGGGAGAUGUAAAUCAGAUCAAAUUCUACGCUUUUAUACUGUUUUAUGAAAUGCCAGUGUUAUUAUUAUUUUUUUUUGUACUUGAUUAAUUGGUUUAUUACACAGAAUCCUAUUGGGGUCAGACUUUAAAAAAGAAUGUGUUAACAAAUUUAACAUUUAAUUAAUGAAGAGAAUCCUAAUCUAUCUCAGAUGUAGCAGCUAUACAGUACAAAACAAAAAAAUGCUUUUUAAAUGGAUCUAAACAUUUUGUU